CAGCCACUGAUCGGUCAGUUCUCGCCGCCGAGCGUAGUCGCACCCCACGCCACCUGUGCCCCUGCCGCUCCACACUUCCGCCAUGCUCCUGCAGCACAUUCUGUUUGCGUUCCUGCUGCUUUCAAUCACCGUGCUCGGCAAGCAUAAGAAGGCGAAGCCAAAGAAAUUCGUGUCCCCGACGACGAAGGGCAUUCAGUGCUACAACUGCCUCUCAUUCGACCACCCUGGCUGCUGGGAUCCCGAUCACCCCGACUACGCCAAUAUCACGGUACCAAACAUCGACUGCUACAUCCCAGGCAUGGCGUUUCUGUGUAUCGUCAUCACCUCCGAAUCCGCAAAGCUUGUGGAGACAGGCCAGGAGAUCGGACCGGUGCGUGCACGCACAUGCGUGCCUGCCAAGGACUUCUCCAAAAAGACGGUGUCAUACAGUAUGUGCUCCAAGCUGAGCAAGGAGCUGUCGGCGUCGGAGAUAUUCAGCCGCAUUGCGGUGAGCCGCCCGCAAUGCACCCUCUGCAAGAAGCACCUGUGCACAGACGCGUCACAUUGCUAGACGUUAUCGCCAAACACACCGCCCACCCCGCCCGCGCCCGCCAUUGUUACGCAACGUGUUUAGCGCCGGCCGCCCUCGCCUAUCAAAUGCAACCAAGUGUACAGCGCUACUUGUUUGGAAACUAACAUCUUUGUUACCCGUCGCUCCGCGGCCGAGAUUCUUUUUUUACGUGUUAAGACGUUAAGAUUAUGUUUAAUAAAACUAAUUAAAACCUAUGAGUCUUUUUGCACAGGCGC
Molecule: messenger RNA, 786 nt
Organism: Hyposmocoma kahamanoa
Lineage: Eukaryota; Metazoa; Arthropoda; Insecta; Lepidoptera; Cosmopterigidae
Exons: 4
Coding region: 83-550 (155 amino acids)
Source: RefSeq, a predicted model, not a curated record